Prunus armeniaca (apricot) is the source of this 468-nucleotide messenger RNA. Lineage: Eukaryota; Viridiplantae; Streptophyta; Magnoliopsida; Rosales; Rosaceae. The record is from the annotation of a GenBank genome assembly.
AUGGUGCAGCAAAUCAUCGUCUCAGUUCUGAAAGCAUGCCGCGGAACACGAAACCAGGUCGGAGGAGGAGGCAUUUAUAAUUUACAACUGAAAACUUUUGCAACUCUUGCUGGCGGAGGCGGAGGGGGCGAUCCUCCUCGUCCACAACCCAAACCCAAACCAACAACGCCAUCAAAAAAAACAUCCAAGAUAGAUAUGCUUAGAAUGGCGAGCAUGAGGGUCGUGGAGUCUCUGGACCAGUUAAUGAGAUUUGAUAAGAUUUAUGUGGUGACGGGCAAUGACACAACCAAUGUCCAAAUGAUCAAGCGCAAUCACUGCUGGCCAGGAACUCAUGUCAUCAUGCAUACCGAUACCAACCCCGCCGAGAUGUCCAAAAUUAAGAAGGCUGCUCGCGAAUGCGGCCUCGAACCCAAAACAGCCUCAAAAUGGGAAGAAGAAGAUGAAGAAGAAGUCUCUUCUCUUGUUUAG